GGAAGUACGCUGCUGUCGCUCCACAAGCCUGCUGCUGCGACUAGGACUUGUCAAUUUACGGUCAGCUUAGCGUGCACACACGACCGUGCAAGCCAGGCGACCCGUUGCUGACCCGAAAAUCCUGGCGCGUCUUGGGGUAUGAGCAUCAUGGCCCUGGCGCAUCAAGCCAGGAGGAUUGCUGCUCUGCACCGUCCCUCCUUCGCUGCGCGCGGCCGCCCACUUGUGCAUCCAUGUUUCAUCAAUACGCUUGAGUGUGCUGGCGUGCGGCGGGGUCUUGCCGUCGGAGGCGCGCUGUCAAGCCCCAGGGGCGACGGCAUUCCGGAUGACAGCAGCUCGCGGACGGGCAAGCCCAACGGAAACGACAACAUGCGCCGGAACCGCAGCCGACCAGCCUCUCCAAACCCGCGGGGGGGAGUGAGCCCGAGCGAGGCGCUCGCUAGCCGCAGCAUUGACAUGGACACCGUGCAAAGCUCGAGGUCUUACUCGGCGCGCCCCGGCGCGCAGCAGGACGGGCCAGACGGCCCCACCCCUCCGGGCUUCAGCUGGCCGUGGCUGGUGGCGCUCUGUACGCUGGGCAUUGUGAUCUGCUACGCGGACCGCUCCAACAUCUCAACGGCCGUGCUGCCCAUGGCGCAGCAGUUUGGCUGGGACAAGGCCUACCAGGGUGUGGUGCUGUCGGUGUUCUUCGGCGGCUACGCCACCACUCAGGUGCUGGGUGGCAAGCUGGCGGACCAGUUCGGCGGCAAGAUGGUGCUGGCGGCGGGCGUGGCGUUGUGGUCUGUCUUCACGUUCGCCACGCCGGCCGCCGCGGCUGCGGGCACGUUGCCGCUGCUGGUGGCCCGCGUCAUGCUGGGUGUUGGGGAGGGCGUGGCCUUCCCGUCCAUCCACUCCCUCAUCUCCCGCAACGUGCCUGCGGGCAACCGCACCACGGCCGUGGGCAUUGUGACCGCUGCCUCGUACGCCGGCACCGCGCUGGCGUUCGGCGUCAGCCCCUGGAUUAUCAGCAACUUCGGCUGGGAGAUGGUGUUCUACUCGUUCGCGGGCCUGGCGCUGCUGUGGCUGCCCUUCUGGCUCCCCGUCGUCACGCUGGACAAGUUCCGCUCCCAGCCCUCCUCGCCCAUCAGUAGCAUGGAGUCUGACAUCGAGGCCUCCGCCUCCACGGCUGUAGCUCCUACAGCCUCCACCGGCGCCACGAACGGCAGUAGCAGCACCAGCGUCGCCCCAGUCGACAGCUGGGCGCUGCUGAAGCGGCGGGAGGUGUGGGCCAUUUGCGGCGCGCAGUACGCCCAGAGCUGGGGCAUGUACGGGCUGUUGAACUGGCUGCCCACCUUCUUCUCCGAGUUCUACCAGGUUGAGUUGGCGGACCUGGGCUCCUACACCCUACUGCCGUACGUGUUCCAGGGCGUGCUGGGCGCCGCCACCGGCUUCCUGGCGGACUGGAUGCUGCGCAACGGCUGGCAGGUGGGCACGGUGCGCAAGGCGCUGCAGGUGGUGGGCAUGCUCGGACCCGCCGCCUGCCUGUGCCUGGCAGUGUCACCGCUGGUCGGCGCCUCCGCAUCCGUGGCCUCCAACCUAAUCACACUGGGGCUGGGCUUCUCCGCGCUCACGCUGGGCGGCGUGUCGGCUUCCCACCUGGACAUCGCGCCGCGCAACGCCGGGUUGGUGUUUGGCGCCGGCAACACCGCCGCCACGUUGGCGGGACUGGUGUCGGUGCCGGUGACGGGCUACCUGCUGCAGACCACGGGGUCUUGGCCUCUGGUGUUUGGCAUCACGGCGUUCCACUAUGUGGCGGGCGCGCUGCUGUGGGCGGCCUGGGCGGGCGACAAACAGCUGCCGGAGGACGGGGCGCCGGUGGCCAACACCACCGCCACGGCGGUGGGCAAGUGAGGAGCAAGAGGUGGCGAGUGCGGGCAGGCGCCUGUUUGUGAGUGGUUGAACGACGAGAGCGGGCUCCGUGCAACCGCGGCUGUCCGUUUUGCAGUCGCGGGUCUCUGUGCGCGGUGGACUUGAGAGUGAGAGCUUGUGGUCUGAGGGCCCGGCAAGGUUGGAGCCUGCAUGCACCCUGGUGCGAAGGAGCCGUAGCUAAUCAUGCCUUGUCGAUGAAGGCCCCGCCAUUGCAUAGCUGCCUUGUGCAGCUUCCUUUCAUUAUCUAUUUUCGCUUCGCUUGAACACGCCCAACGUUCGCGGCUCCUAGCGUGUGUGCGCUUGCCAGGAAGGUGCUUGGUGGGUAGGCCUCUGCAGCGGAGGCGGUGGGAGCAGUGAUUUGUUGUGCUUAUACGUGGCGUGUGCACUGCUUGGUCUUACAAGUGUGCGAGUCCGUUCGGGGGGAAGAAUCCUGGGUACACACGGGCAGAUGCGCGGGCCUGCAAGGCCGGCUGUGAAGGUCAUCGUGAGAGCCCCCUUGCACUUGCACUGCGUACGGCUGCGCAGCCGUCACUGCAUGGCGACGGCUGCUGUGUGCGUUUGCAAUGAGCGGAAGCUGAAGUUUGCGUGUGACACGAGCGCUGGUGCGGGGCUGGGGAGGAGAUUCACCAGGUAUGGGGGAAAGAAGCGGCGGGUUAGGGGUUGGCCCAGACGUGGCAUGCCGCAAUUAGGUAGAGAGUUACUAGCACUUGCGCAAGACGUAGUUUCAAGGCCGCCAGACGCAGGGGCGGGCCGUGGCAAUGGUUGGGGAUCCCGAAGGGCGUAGGAGGGUAGCGGGUGUUGUACUCAAAGCGGGCAAAAGAUAAGGUGCGGACCGCAGCCUGGAGGCUGAUCCAAGAUAGGAAAUGUACUGCGUGUGUGUGUGUGUAUGUGUGAGUUCGUCAUGUUCAAAUGGUGCUUUCAAGGAAUGUGUGUUGCAUGUUGUGGUCUCUCGUGCUGCUGUGCAAAAUUUACGUUGCCUCAUGGUGUGUAUCUUUAGUUCGGUUCGGCAUUGAUGACAGCAAGACAGAACAUACUAUACUAGUAGCGUCCAGCCAUUAGCAACAUACCGGUGUGAGGUCGAGGAGGAGGAGAAGGGUCACACAAGGCUUGGGUUGCGCCAUCCCUGCUCGCAGCGCCUGACGGUUGUGGCAGGUGCUUUCAGGUCACUGGUAUCGUGUACAUGCUAGGCGCAACGGAGGCGCUUGCUGAGGAGCUAGGGGUCUGGGAAGUGUGCGGAACGGCCAUACGCACACGUAAUUUGAAUAAACGCUGACGAAGAUGGUGGCAAGGUUGCAGGUGGAUGUGUGUUGCAUACACGCGGCUGAUAGUGCUGCGAAUCCGGCAGUUUUGGCACAACAGGGGACGCCCGGAUCGCACAUACAUGCCGCACGAGCUUCGGACACAUAUGCGGGCGAUUGACCUUUGCUGACAGGGACUCAAGUGGAAUGUGCGAGCGCAGAUGGCUAUCGCAAGUGAAGGGUAGGCGCCUAUGCUACGGCUUCCCGUGGUAUCCUUGGGGUUGUCGAUGUCGCUAGUACGAUACAUUCUGAGGUUGGGCCGACGUGGACGGCGCAGUGGGCGGAGCAGGCGUUGGUUUGAGCGAAAUGCAGGCGCGAGGCCGAAGGGCGGGUACGCAGCAGCCGCUUGCGCUGUGCGCAGACUGUUAUGUUAUUACUAGUAAGUGA
This is a messenger RNA of Chlamydomonas reinhardtii, 3590 nucleotides long. RefSeq lists its product as uncharacterized. The record is from RefSeq and is a predicted model, not a curated record. The transcript has 10 exons. Gene Ontology annotation, biological process: transmembrane transport. Gene Ontology annotation, molecular function: transmembrane transporter activity. Lineage: Eukaryota; Viridiplantae; Chlorophyta; Chlorophyceae; Chlamydomonadales; Chlamydomonadaceae. The coding region runs from base 148 to 1887 and encodes 579 amino acids.